Zychaea mexicana is the source of this 1536-nucleotide messenger RNA. RefSeq names its product glycoside hydrolase superfamily. The transcript is spliced from 5 exons. Gene Ontology annotation, biological process: chitin catabolic process; carbohydrate metabolic process. Lineage: Eukaryota; Fungi; Mucoromycota; Mucoromycetes; Mucorales; Lichtheimiaceae. Gene Ontology annotation, molecular function: chitin binding; chitinase activity. The record is from RefSeq and is a predicted model, not a curated record. Gene Ontology annotation, cellular component: extracellular region. The annotation marks the transcript as partial.
GGACCUUCGAUCGUUCAAUAUUGGGGACAGAAUUCUGCUGGUGCUACGGGCAGUGGAAGCCAAAAAAGUCUAGGCGAAUAUUGCGACGAUGGCUUCACUGACACUUUUGUUAUGGCUUUUGUCAAUCAGUUUAACGUCGGUAGCCUGCCAAACAUGAAUCUUGCCGACGCUUGCAAGGAUACAUUUUUCCCGGGUACCCAGCUAUUGCAUUGUCCACAAGUUGCUCGAGAUAUCAAGGCGUGCCAAUCCAAAGGCAAAAAGAUCCUAAUGUCACUCGGCGGUGCCAGUGGCUCCUAUGGCUUCCAAAGCGACGACCAAGCAGUUACAUUUGCCCAUACACUUUGGAACUUGUUUGGUGGCGGUAAAAGCGAUACACGACCUUUUGAUGAUGCUGUCCUAGAUGGAUUUGAUCUAGAUAUCGAAGGUGGCGGGUCCGCCGGCUACGUGACACUCGUAAAAACAUUGCGCACUCUUUAUGCGUCGGAUUCUUCCAAGCAAUAUUAUGUUACAGCGGCACCUCAGUGUCCUUUCCCGGAUGCCAUCUUGGGCUCAGUCAUCGACGGUGCCGAAUUUGAUGCCGUGUACGUCCAAUUCUACAACAAUUACUGCUCCCCAAGCGGCAACUUUAACUUUGAAGCAUGGCAGAACUGGGCUACGCAAACCUCUCCCAACAAGAAUGUCAAGGUGCUAUUGGGUAUUCCUGGAUCGCCUACUGCUGCUGGAAGCGGAUACCAAACGAUCGACCAGCUGGUCCCUAUCCUGCAAAAGAUUUCACAGUACUCAAGUUUCGGUGGCGUGUCUGUCUGGGAUGCAUCCCAAUCAUACAGUAACACCCAAGCGUCGCCCAACUUUGCUGCAGCUCUUGCCAAACAUGUGCAAGCAGCAGCAGCAUCAGCAGUGACAGCAGCUUCCGUAUCCAAAGAAGAUGACAUAGCCGAUCUGGAUUGUCCCGUUGUCUCGGCUUCAUCCUCGGCCAACAACGAAACAUGUACCGGCCAUGCUACUACAUGUAUUGAUGAUCAAUUUGCAAUCUGCAACGGCGGUGAAUGGGUUACUUUUUCGUGUCCCUUGGGUACAGGAUGCCUUCAUAACUCAGACGCAUCUUCAGACUCUGGCUAUUGUGGCUAUGUAACCGACAUCAUGCAGCAAGAAAAAGACAACAACAACAAGAAGAAUACCACCAGCUCCUGCGGUCUCAAGCAGCAGGUCAAGCCCACAUCGCUCCAGAAACCCAAAGUGGCAGCCAAUCUCUAUGUCGCCAGUGCCGAACAGCAAAAGAACGAGUUUUCUCUUGGCAUCAAUGCCCGUCGCAUGGAUACACGGCCCUUUGGUAGCUCGGUGACCGUUCAAAUGACAGUUCAGCCCAACACGACAAUUACUUCGGUGCAAGGCGGUUCUGUAGUCAGUCAAGACGGACGACAAGUGACGCUCAAGGUUAGAAACCAACAAAAGAAGAGCAUGACACUCCAGCUGCAGGUCAGCGGAAAGACAGAAGCGGAUGUCUUGGUCGCCCCUGAUGCACGGACGCUUCAGUUC